Aureobasidium uvarum is the source of this 1590-nucleotide messenger RNA. NCBI's taxonomy places the organism in Eukaryota, Fungi, Ascomycota, Dothideomycetes, Dothideales, Saccotheciaceae. The record is from the annotation of a GenBank genome assembly.
AUGGCCGCCGCCAUGAUCAACAACGUCUUGGAGAAGCUCCAUCUGACGGGCAACAUCCCCGCCCCUGAGGAACCCGCUCACGAAGACUACGUGAAGCUCCUGGAAAAGUUCACCAAGGCCGGCCAGGAGCAGGUCUUUGCUUUCUGGAAUGACAUCAACGCCGCCGAGAAGGGCAUGCUUUACGAACAGCUCGUCGACGUCAACCCUGAACACGUCAAUGAAAUCACCCAGCGCGCCCUGAACCCUCCCGAGCCCGAGUCCGACGACGCUGCACCCAAGCUCGAGCAGCUCCCCGAGUCCGCCACUUCCUCCAUCUACGACUCCAAGCCCGACGACCUCAACAGAUGGUACACACAGGGUCUGCAGUACAUCGCCGAGAACCAGGUUGCUGUUGUUCUCAUGGCCGGUGGACAGGGCACUCGUCUGGGCAGCUCUGCCCCCAAGGGUUGCUAUGACAUUGGUCUUCCUAGCCAGAAGUCCCUUUUCCAGCUCCAAGCAGAGCGAAUCUGGAAGAUCCAGCACCUGGCUCAACACGAGCACAGUAAGGAAGAGGUUGUUGUGCCAUGGUAUAUCAUGACUAGCGGUCCUACCCGCAAGCCCACCGAGGAGUUCUUCGAGAAGCACGCAUACUUUGGCCUCAACAGAAACAACGUCAUCUUCUUCGAGCAGGGCACUCUUCCCUGCAUCUCCAACGACGGCAAAAUCUUGUUGGAGUCAAAGUCUAAGGUCGCUGUUGCACCGGACGGUAACGGUGGUCUCUACAACGCCCUGAUCAAGUCAGGCGUCGUUCAAGACAUGUCCAAGAGAGGCAUCAAGCACAUUCACGCAUACUGCGUCGACAACUGCCUUGUCAGAGUUGCCGACCCUACUUUCAUUGGCUUCUCGGCCUCCAAGAACGUUGAUAUUGCCACCAAGGUUGUCCGCAAGCGUGACGCCAAGGAGUCUGUUGGACUCAUCUUGUCAAAGAAUGGCAAGCCUGACGUUGUCGAGUACUCUGAGAUUGACAAGGAGACAUCCGAGGCAAAGGACUCCAAGGACUCGAGCCUGCUCAAGUUCCGCGCUGCCAACAUUGUCAACCACUACUACUCGUUCAGCUUCCUCGAGAGCAUUCCCGAGUGGUCAGACAAGCUUCCUCAUCACAUUGCCAGAAAGAAGAUCCCCUACGUCGACACUGACAAGGGUGAGACCAUCAAGCCCGAGAAGCCCAACGGCAUCAAGCUCGAGCAGUUUGUCUUUGAUUGCUUCCCCUUCCUUUCCAUGGACAAGUUCGCUUGCCAAGAGGUCAGAAGAGAGGACGAGUUUUCACCUCUCAAGAACGCUAGAGGCACUGGUGAGGACGAUCCCGACACCAGCAAGCGUGACAUCUUCCGUCAAGGCACCAGAUGGCUCGAGGCUGUUGGUGCUACUGUGACGAGUGAAGAUGACAAUGCCGGUGUCGAGAUUUCACCCAAGAUCAGCUACGUAAGUACCUGCAUGAUUGCAACUAGAGUCACGGCUAACACAAAACGCACANNGGGCGGUGAAGGUCUCGAGUUCUUGAGCGAGCGCACAAUCAAGGCACCUGCAGUGAUUGAGCAAGAGAAGCAGUAA